UUCAUGCAUUUUGGCAUUCUGGUUGACUGACCUUCAGUGACCUGACUGCCUUAACCUUCUUCAAAACUGAUUUGAAUAGGAAUUGUUGAAAAUAGGAAACACUGAAAACUUCACUUAAAAGGGACUGUAGAGCAUUUUGAACUGUUCUCUUGGACAUGGAGAGACAAUGAAUUAAUAAUUCAUUUAGAUUCCUUGUUUCAGCUUUCCUGACUGUCAAAAUGAUUAAAAGAGAGACAAGUAUUUGCCAACAAACUCAAGCCCUUCUAUGUAAGAAUGUGCUUAAAAAAUGGAGGAUGAAAAGAGAGAGUUUAUUGGAAUGGCUUCUGUCAUUGGGUCUAUGCCUGCUGCUGUUACUGUUUCGAAUGCACACUACAGAGAUCCAGAUUCCUGGAAGACCUCCAGUAGAUCUGGGAAGCCUAGACAAAUUUAGUUAUCCUGACUUUCGGAUUAAAUAUAUGCCAGUCACCAGCAUAACUCAACAGAUAAUGGAAAAAAUCGCUUUGGCUCCCUUUAUGAAAGGAAUAAAUAUCAUUGGGAUUACAAAUGAAAAAGUUGGAAAUGUAUCUCGUGGAUUCUUUUUCCCAUUUGAAGUCCUCUUUCAUAAUAUGUUUUCAUAUGAGUUGAAGACAAUGCAUUAUCAUUUUCAAUUAAUAGAGGAAUUUAAUGAACUUUCAGAAUAUUGCAUAAAUAAUUCUAAAGAAAUCAGGUGUUCUCUUGAAGAAUAUUGGGAAGAAGGUUUUGUUGCUCUUCAAACUAUCAUAAAUUCUGCCAUUAUAGAAAUCACAACAAAUUAUUCGGUGAUGGAUCAGCUCAUGUCAAUCAAUGGAAUAACGAUGAAGGUUCAUCCUUUCAUUGGCCAGUCUUUAAUUAUAAGCAAUUUUGUCAUUUUAAUCUACAUAGUUUCUUUCUCUCCAAUGAUAUAUUUUUUAACCAUUAAUGUUACAAGAGAGAGAAAAAAAGUUAAGGAAUGGAUGACAAUAAUGGGCCUCCAAGAUUCAGCUUUCUGGCUUUCCUGGGGUUUAUUGUAUGCUGGCUACAUUUUUAUCUUGGCAAAUCUUUUGGCCAUCCUCAUUACGUCUCGUAAAUUUAUGAUUCAUUACUUCAUGGUAUUCAGCAUUUUUCUCCUAUAUGGUCUCUCUUUGGUAGCAUUAGCAUUCCUACUGAGUGUGUUGCUCAAGAAACCUGUCCUUACUGGUUUGACCACAUUCCUCCUUACUCUUUUUUGGGGAGGUUUGGGGUUUAUUUUAUUGUAUCAACAACUUCCUCCAUAUUUGGAAUGGAUUUUAAGUCUCCUGAGUCCCUUUGCUUUCAUUUUUGGAAUGAUCCAGAUUAUGAAAAUGGAUUACAACAUGAGAGGUUUUGUUUUCCCUUACCCCUCUGGAGUUGCAGAUCAAUGGUUAACCACGUUUUUCGUGAUGGUUUUUGAUAUUCUUCUCUAUUUGAUCCUUGCUGUGUAUUUCGACAAAAUCUUGCCACGUAAAUAUGGACGACAACAUUCUCCUUUGUUUUUCCUGAAGUCUUCAUUUUGGUACUCUUAUGACAGGGCUGAUAAUCAGGUAGUAGAGAAUGAGACUAACUCUACUUCUACAUAUUGCUCUGACUCUUUUGAAUCAGUGCCUCCAGAAUUUCAUGGGAAAGAAGCUAUCAGAAUCAGAAACGUGAAAAAGGAAUAUAAAAGAAAGUCCGAAAAAGUGGAAGCUUUGAGAGAUUUUCAAUUAGACAUCUAUGAAGGCCAGAUCACAGCAAUACUUGGCCACAGUGGAGCUGGGAAAUCAACACUAAUAAAUAUUCUUAGUGGAUUAUCUGCCCCAACAGAAGGUUCUGUUAGAUUCUAUAGUAAAAACAUCUCUGAAAUGUCAGACAUAGAAGAAAUAAGGAAGAUCAUUGGUGUUUGCCCACAAUUUAAUGUCCAUAUUGAUCUCCUUACUGUACGAGAAAACUUAAGGCUAUAUGCUAUAAUCAAAGGAGUUCCGCCAAAAACGGUGGAGCAAGAGGUUCAAAGAGUUUGUCUGGAAUUAGAAAUGAAAAGCAUUCAGGAUACCUUGGCUGUGAACCUAAGUGGUGGACAGAAAAGGAAGCUGACCUUUGGUAUUGCCAUUUUAGGUGAUCCUCAGGUUUUGUUAUUGGAUGAACCAACUGCUGGAUUGGAUCCUUUUUCAAGGCAGAAAGUGUGGCAUCUCUUAAAGGAACACAAAGCAGACCAUGUGAUCCUCUUCAGUACACAGUUUAUGGAUGAGGCUGAUCUUCUUGCUGAUCGGAUAGUGUUUAUAUCCAGAGGGAGACUGAAGUGUGCAGGCUCUUCUUUGUUCUUAAAGAAGAAAUGGGGAAUUGGCUAUCACUUAAGUUUGCACAUAAAUGAAUCCUGUGACGUUGAAAGAAUAACAUCACUCAUUAAAAAUCACAUUCCAGAUGCAAAAUUAACUGCAGAAAGUGAAGAAAAGCUUUUAUAUACAUUGCCCUUGGAAAGGACAGAUAAAUUUCCAGACCUUUACAGUGAUCUUGAUAAUUGUACUGGCCAAAGCAUUAUGAAUUAUGGUGUUUCCAUGACAACUCUCACUGAAGUAUUCUUGAAUCUAGAAGGAAAAACAGCAAUCAAUGAAGCAGACACUGGUAGUUGUGGGCAGGAACAAGCAGAAGUUACAAUACAUUCUGAAAACUUUGUUGAACUAGAGCAGACUUUCUCUUCUCUUCUGGAAGAGAAGAUAGAAACAGUCCAUGGCAUGGCUCUCUGGAGACAACAGAUUCGGGCAGUUGCAAGGAUACGCUUCUUAAAAUUAAAACAUGAAAAGAAAGUUCUUUGGUCAUUAAUUUUAUUGCUGCUGGUUCCUUUGAUUCCUAUUGUCUUUGAGAUGAUAAUGUAUCCACCAGCAAAUUCACAACUUUCUCAAAGAAUUUCUCCUCACAUGUAUUUCCUCUCUCCUGGACAGUGGCCACAUGAUUCUCUCAGCAGCCUAUUAAUUGUCAACAAUACAGGGUCAGACAUUGAAGAUUUUAUAAGUUCCCUGAAGCCCCAGAAUAUAGUUUUAGAAGUAGAUGACUUUAAAAAUAAAAAUGGAACAUCUGAUCUUGCCUACAAUGGAGCUAUCAUAGUAUCAGGCAAAAAAGAGGAUUAUAGGUUUUCUCUUGCAUGUAAUAGCAAGAGACUAAAUUGCUUUCCUGUCCUCAUGAAUAUUGUAAGCAAUGGACUACUUAGAAUGCUUAACUCCUCAAAACAAAUUCAUAUUGUGAGAAAUAAAUAUUCUUUUAAGACGAGAUUCACAUCUAUGACUAAGACAGAGAUGGAUUUUUUGUUGAUAUUGACAACAACCAGCAUUUCUCCCUAUUUGGCAAUGAGCAGCAUCAUUGAUUACAAAAUAAAAGCUCAAGACCAACUAAGGAUUUCAGGCCUCUAUUCUUCAACAUACUGGUGUGGACAAGCACUGGUGGAUAUUCCCUUGAACCUCAUAAUUCUUUUUUUAAUAUAUGCAAUUAUAUACAUUAUAAACCCAGUCUACUUCCCAAAGAAUCUUGGACUCCUAUUUAGUCAGAUCAUCAGUAUCAUUGGUUAUGCAGGUUCAAGUGUCUUCUUCACAUAUGUGAUUUCAUUUAUUUUUAAGAAAGGACGAAAAAAUAGUGGCAUUUGGUCUACUUUCUUCUUUAUUGCUUCCUUACUCAUAUUUUUCUGUAUUGAAAUGAACAAGUUCACUUCAGUUGCUACCAUUUGUUUUGUUGCAUUCAUACCAUUUUUCACACUAUUCGAAUGUACAAACUUAAUUAUAAAGGACAAUUAUGACAAAUUAGUAAACUAUGACAAUCCAGAUUAUGACCAACAUGGAAAUAACAUAAUCAUCUUCUUCAUAAUUCUCAUACCUUUUCUCCAUUGUAUCAUUUUCCUUUUUGUUCUACGAUGUCUGGAAAUGAAAUACGGAAAGCAAUCCAUGGGAAAGGAUCCUAUCUUCAGAAUUUUUCCAACAAAUAAUGAUGCUGGUAUCAACCCUGAAGAACCAGAAGAUGAAGAUGAAGAUGUUCAGGCAGAAAGAGCUAGAACUCUUAGGGCACUGAAUGCUUCCAAUGAGGAUGAGAAACCUGUUAUUAUUGCCAGCUGUCUGAGAAAAGAAUAUAAAGUCAAGAAGACAAGAUGUUUUGCAAAGGGAAAGAAGAAAGUGGCGACAAGAAAUAUCUCUUUCUGCGUAAAAAAAGGGGAGAUACUGGGACUGCUGGGACACAAUGGAGCUGGUAAAAGUACAACUAUUAGGAUGAUAACUGGAGACACGAGACCAACAGCAGGGAAGGUGAUUCUGAAAGGAAGCAAAACAAGUGAGCAAGGAGAAGAGACAAUCAAUAUCCUUGGGUACUGUGUUCAGGAAAAUUCACUAUGGCAAAACCUUACAGUGAGAGAACAUCUGGAGGUCUAUGCUGCAGUGAAAGGGAUGAAAAAGAAAGAUGCCAUGGUCACUAUUUCACGAUUAAAGGACAUUUUCAAACUUCAGGACUACAUGAAAGUUCCAGUAAAGGAACUGUCAACAGGCAUAACUCGAAAGUUGUGCUUUGCUCUGAGUAUCCUGGGAAAUCCAGCUGUCAUGCUUCUGGAUGAACCAUCAACUGGAAUGGAUCCAGAAGGACAGCAACAAAUAUGGCAAGCUAUUCGAGCAAUCUUUAAGGAUAAGGAGAGAGGGGCUAUCCUGACCACACAUUACAUGGCAGAGGCUGAAGCUGUGUGUGACAGAGUUGCCAUUAUGGUAUCAGGAGAGCUACGAUGCAUUGGUUCUAUUCAACAUCUGAAAAGCAAAUUUGGCAAAGAUUAUUUACUGGAAAUAAAAGUCAAGGAACCUGAACAAGUGAGACAUCUCCAUGAAGAAAUCGUGAAGCUUUUUCCAACGGCAGCACGACAAGAAAGGUAUUCCUCCUUGAUGGUCUAUAAAUUACCUGUAGAAGAUGUGCAUCCUCUUUCUCAGGCCUUUUCUAAAUUAGAGGCAGCUAGGCAAAACUUCAACCUAGAAGAAUACAGUCUCUCUCAGUCUACUUUGGAACAGGUCUUCCUAGAGCUAUCAAAGGAACAGGAGCUAGGAAAUUUUGAAGAGGAAUUGGAUACAACUAUAAAAUGGAAACUCCUCCCACAGGAAGAACCUUGAAGGCCUGGACUUGCUAUAUCUAUGUAUAAGAUCUCAUUAUAUUAAUGCAUUUAUAGUUUUUAUCUCAUAUUUUCUCUAAAAUGUUAAUCCAAUUUACAACACAUAUUUUGUAUUUGUUCAGUAAAUGUUUUAACUUUGUAAUAACUCUUUGCUAGAAUAAAAGAAGCAAGGAUGGUUUUGGGCAAAAUUACUCUAAUAAACAGUAUUGAUAAUGGCAUUGAAUUGGAGUGUAUGGGUUUCCUAUAUAUUGGCAUGCCAUUUUAGGUAUACUUUCUGUAUUCUAUUGUAGGCUUUUUUUUUUUAAACCUUUACCUUCUGUCUUGGAGUCAAUACUGUGCAUUGGCUCCAAGGCAAAAGAGUGGUAAGGGCUAGGCAAUGGGGGUCAAGUGACUUGCCCAGGGUCACACAGCUGGGAAGUGUCUGAGGCCAGAUUUGAAGCUGAUAUAGUUUUUUUUUUCUUAACUAGAAGGUGAGAAUAGAUGAUGGGAAGUAGAAUCUAGGGCCACACCUGAACAUGAUGUGGGAGAAGAAGUAAAGGGAUUGAGAAUUCUUGACCCCAAAUUUUUUUUAAAAUAAGACUCUAGUUAUCAGAAUCAAUCAAUACUUGACCAAAGGAAGUGAUUAAUCUGGGGUUGGUAAUUAUCAGAAUCAUAGUAAAAUUAAUAGAAUUCUAGUAAUGAAUAUUAUGAUAUAUUAUAUAUAAAAUAAAAUAUUAUAAGGGAAAAGUUUAAAGUAAUGCAGUAAAUCUUGCUACUUUGUCUUUCUACUGAAACUUUCUAUAAAAAAAAAAAAAACACCUAGCAUUUUGCCAAAGGUAUGACUCACCAAGUAAGCUGAAAGACUAUCAACCACAUACAGCAUGUAAUAGGUGUAUUUUGGGAGGUGGGAUCAGAGCCUGGUCUAAGACCGAUACACAGAUAACAAAGCCUCAGUAAUGGGAGAAUAUAUUUAUUUUAAAGGGAGAGCAUAAGAGGGUAAGGGGAAAUCCCUAACAAUAAUUUUACUAAGUAACCCAAGAACUAAUGCCUUCUUGUGAAGGAUCUUCAGAGAGUUGUUUCCCACUCUAUCUUCCUAUCCUGCUUUGCUGUAAAACCCAGUCCCUGUCUAACUAUCCUGCACUAAAAUCCUCUCCUGGUUGUUAUUAGAGAUACUGGUCAAUAACAGAUUAGGCAGAGAUUCAGGGAAAGGUCCCAAGUCCAGCUGUCUUGGACCUAUGUUUACUGACAGCUUGAUGUUCACACAGGACAGUGAUAGCUUCUUGAGAUCUUCUUCAGGACAUACAGCUCAAGAACAGCAAAACAAGAAGCAAUAAAAGAUAGAGUCAAACCCUCAGGAGUUGACAUCCACCCCCACCAGAUACAAAUCCAGAGAGAGACAGACAGCCUCUAACAGUCUCUAACAGCUGAGUUUUCAGCUUAACCUCCUCUGCAGCAUUCCAGAAUCUUUUCCUGCUGGUCUCCUGCCUUUGUGUUCUGCAAACCUAAACUUACCUCUUCCCUAUAACAUUCCCCCCUUUGUACAAAGCCAAAUAGUGUUGAAAACAAUGUUUUGGCAUUUGUGUACCAACAAACUUAAAUUCCCACCUUAACUAAAAUUUUUACCCAAAAUAAUAAACAGCCUACACUCACUUAUCCUACCUAACACUACCUUACUCUGGGGAUUUAAACAAAAGAAAGGAAAAGGAACAUAUAAUAAACAGUUACAAAGAUCAAAAUACAAAGCUAAUGUAUGCAAAAGCAAAAUAAGCAAGAAAAAAAAUCAAAAUAGAAAUACAACCAUAAAACUUUAUUUAAAACAAUGAAGUCAUAAAAAUACUAUACUUAUAAACUAAUACAGAAAAGAAUUCUAUCAAAGCUAUUGGAAUGCAUAAAACAUAUAAUGGAAAAAUUAGAAAAAGUACAAUAAACACAACAUAGCAUAAGCUUUUACAAAAAAGUCAAACCAAUCCAUCAAAACUUACUUGUGCAAAAUACAUUCAAAAGUAGAUGAAAAUUCAAAAUAAUCUUAUUCUAAACUAUACCUCAUUAUUACACAAAACUCAAACUAUUACAUAAAACUGUGCAU
This is a messenger RNA of Monodelphis domestica (gray short-tailed opossum), 7175 nucleotides long. Its product is annotated as ABC-type organic anion transporter ABCA8. The record is from RefSeq and is a predicted model, not a curated record. Gene Ontology annotation, cellular component: membrane; intracellular membrane-bounded organelle. Gene Ontology annotation, biological process: lipid transport; transmembrane transport. Gene Ontology annotation, molecular function: ATP hydrolysis activity; ABC-type transporter activity; lipid carrier activity. Lineage: Eukaryota; Metazoa; Chordata; Mammalia; Didelphimorphia; Didelphidae.